Messenger RNA from Ectocarpus sp. CCAP 1310/34, 1331 nucleotides. Lineage: Eukaryota; Phaeophyceae; Ectocarpales; Ectocarpaceae. The record is from the annotation of a GenBank genome assembly.
UGCUGCUUCUGCUCGUCCUCGAAUGGCGAUGGUGAUUGCUGCCGCCGCCGCCACCCUGGUCGUUGCUGUACAUUCCACCACCACUAUCUCCCCUACCGCCGCCGCCGCCGCCGCCGCCGCCGCCGCUAUCUGUGAGGGGGCUUUUAUCCCAACCGCCGGCGGCGAUGCCGCCGCUACCAACACCUCGCUUCGGCGUCGAUGCGAUACUCCGGACGACUUUUGUCUUCCUCCGAACCUGAGACGAUUACAACAACACAGUUAAGGGUGUCAAUCGGGCAGAUUAUGGAGCCAAAAAUGUAAUUGGUCUAUUCAGCGAUUUUGGGGGGGGGCACACGGAUUGGGUUUUUUUUCGGCUCUUGAGAGUGCCCGCCUAUUAUACUGAUUAAAAAAUACAUCAUUCAGUUUGUUUGUGCAGGUAGUUCUGCGCCCAGGCAGCAGCGUGGCUCUUCAUACGUUACACACACCUGGACACAGGUCCAAUAGAGGCGACUGCAAGCUCAGUUUUCUCUUAAGUUAAAGGGCUGACGAACAACACCAAUAAACAUGUUUUUUUUAGCUCUUUGCUCCACGCCCAAGGCGACCUUUGCUCCUCUCGAAAAAGCGAGCUUACAGCCCUCUACCUUGGGUUUACAGCUAUACCACACAACAAACCGCAUCCAAAUCGCAUCAGCCAACCACGAGAUCUACAUGUCUGGAAACGGCCCCUCCAGUGGGGAUGCAGCGGCCACACCAGCAGUCUCUCCCAAAAAAAAAAAUCGAGGUCCGCGCCGUUCGGCAGCAGGAGGCGCGCUGCGCGAAAGCUGAAUCAAAGCAAAACGAAGUUUGAAGAGAGGACGGGGCAGUUGUGGUUGCCGCGUCAGCAGAAGAUAACACGCGGCGCGCUAUCGAACGCGGCAGCCUCACCGUUGUAGAGAGAAGGCUGGAGGAAACGAAGGAGGAGUUGGUCAAAAGUAAGAAAAUUGUGGAAGAGAGCCAGGCUCAACCUCGCUGCCGCCGCCGCCGCCGCCGCCGCCGCCGCUGCUGCUGCUGCUGUUUUUUUCAGCAGCAGCAGCGGCGGCGGCAGGUGUCUGCGUGGCUUCACCGCCCGGCUGCUGCUCGGGUGUGUCAUGAGGCAUGUGUUCUAGAGUGGGACCGUGCAAAGGUGUUGUGUUGUGUCCCACAGCAAUGCACAUCAGAGCACACACACGAGCGGCGCCCUCGCGCGUGCGCGUCAGGUGUUUUUAGGGAGCUUUCGGACCGUUCCGUGCAAUUUUAUUGGUCAGUCGAUUUCCAUCAGGAAGAUCCGAGGUCACUUUUUCAAAUUUUUCCUAUAGGAAAUUUGCUGCUUUGAC